This is a messenger RNA of Eimeria acervulina, 4161 nucleotides long. Its product is annotated as kringle domain-containing protein, putative. Lineage: Eukaryota; Apicomplexa; Conoidasida; Eucoccidiorida; Eimeriidae. Bases 1 to 4161 code for a protein of 1386 amino acids. The record is from RefSeq and is a predicted model, not a curated record. The transcript has 15 exons.
AUGAAGAGUUGUGCAUACACCUCAAACACACACACAGUAUUCAAGCCCCUGUCUCCUUCUCAGGCCCUACUGCUUAUCAGCAGCCAGGAGAUUGAAAAGGAGGGAGCACCAACUGUCUCCUUGCGUCCUCAUGACUCCAUCAGCAGGAACCGCAGCCUCUCACACAUUUUGCUAGAUUUGCCUCCCAGCUUUUUACCUGUCUCCGACCGUCUCCAAGUCAACCAUUCAGGUGCACAUACACCUCGCUACUCCAACUCAAGCAGCUGUGCUGCAGGUGUCUCCUCCUGCGCAGCUCCUGCGGCUGUCUCUCGAGAUUAUGCAGGACAUGUACAACAGGGGCCCCCUCAAGGGGCCCCCAUAUCAGCCCUUCAGCUGUCUUCUAAGGGGGUCCCUCAAGGGGCCCCUCAGUCGUCAUCUAGGGGGGCCCCUCAGGGGGCCCCUCAAGGGGCCUCUAAGGUGGCCCCUCAAGGAGUCUCCUUAGAGGCCUCUGAAGGGGUCCCCCAGGGGGCCUCUGAAGGGGCCCCCCAGGGGGCCUUAGAGGGGGGCCCUGAAGGGGGCCCCCCAGAGGGUGUACAUCGGAAGCGUACAGUAUUCUUGCAAGAUAAUUACCCACCUCCUAAGCUGUCAUUCUUAGUAGGGUCUGAAAAGCCUCGUUCUUCUGGGUGGAACAGCCCAAGCAAUCAAAGACAGCUAGCGCAUGCAGAGCUGGGUGUUGGGCGGGAAGAGGACCUUCUGUUUGAAGAAGGGAGCGAUCAGGAUACAGCAAACACCGUUUCUACGGCUGGAGUGUCUGUGUUUGCUGCGUCUCGGCCUGAAGUACCUUUAACUCGUUCUUUAUUGCAAGCAUAUUUGGAUCAGAGGUGCCGUUCUCUGUCUGCUGACGACUUACCCCGAGCAGCACGUCUAGAAGGAGAUAAAAUUCUUUGUUUCUCGUUAGAUGCAUUAGACAUGCAGCAAGAAGGGCAGUGUCUCGAUGUCUGCUUUAACCCCUUCGGCUGUAUAGGCAAACCCGUAGAUACUUCAAAUGCGCAGCCUCUUGAACUCGAUCUAGCUAAGGAAAUGAAGUACUGGUGCACUUCAUCUGACCUUCAUCGUAGAGUAGAGAAGCACUUAUGCAAAGAAGACUCUGUGCUGCGUUUGGUAAUGGAGGUGAAUUUCGGCUGGAUAUGCAUAAAUAAUUCUACAGAGUAUAGCUCAGCUAAUGCUCUUUUGAAGUGUAUAGGCACAUGCGGAGAGCCGGUAGAGUGCCUCUCGCCUACCACGCCUAUCACUCUCACGGGCAGCGCAACCACUCUAAACAAACUUAUACAACAAGAAAAGCAUCCAGGAUGCGAUUGCAGCGAAGGGACACUUGGAUGGAAGUACUUGGGAUGUCAGUCUAGAACGCGUCUGGGUAGGAGAUGUCAGCACUGGAAUCAGCAGUCUCCGCAUAAGCAUGAUGCACUUAAAGAUGAAGCACAUAAUUUUUGUCGAUCUACACAAGAAGGAGAAGAUAUUUGGUGCUUUACAACAGACCCAGAUGUGCGAUCCGACUUCUGCGAUCCCCUAGGGCCUAAGGCGCAGUUGGUGCGUCCCUCUGAUUAUUUUGACUUGGUAAUAGAGAGCUCAUUUAAUGAGGGUGCCUACGAUAUUAAGUUUUUUAAGGAGACAGCAGGGACAGGAGACACUACAUCUCCUUGCGGGAAGGGACAGCCAACAGGGGACAUACACCUGGCGGAUAGCACCACCACCACCAGCAGCAGCAGCAGCAGCGGCAACGUUAGAAGGGCCUUUAAGACUUACUCUGAGGGGAGUAUCUCUGCUCUUGUCUUUCAAAAUGUACAAGUAGAAAUGCAAGCAAAUGGAUCUUAUGCAGUUUGUCUCUGCGAUUAUAGUUUCUAUACUGUAAACAACCUCCAGUGCUCCAAGCCUGAUCAUUAUACAAUGCAUGCGGGUUGGCUGCGUGUAAAAGGCCCCUCGCAUACUUUAGAUACAUUUGCAGUAGAGACAGGGACAGAUGCCUCUGUGCGAUUAUACGGGUACGGGUACACUGAAAAUGAUGAUGUAACAAUACUACGCUCUUCUUAUAACUGCGAUGUCUCUGCUGCUGCGUUUGCUGAGUCAAUGGGGAGUCUCCUUUCAAAGGGCCCUGCAGCGUACAGACAGCUGGCGUCUGCUUUACAACUAGGCACUGCAACAGUAGCAAGGCUACGCCCUACAUCUGUCUCCUACAGCACUAGCACCAACUCUACUGUUCUUUAUCUACCUUCUUUCACUGUCUAUCAAACGGGGGUCUUCCAUGCAUGCUGGACACCCGAAGGAUUCAAUACUGCUAUUCCAGCAGCCAACAUCGACGUUACAGGUCUGGAGUUGCGUCGUCACUUUUACGCGUUAUACGUUCCCAACUCCCUCAAAGCUGAAGACAGAGUCUUCUCUUUGUUUAUUAAAGUUAGAGGACCAGCUAUUGUUCCUACUAGAAAUGAAGUCUAUCUUACUAGGCGCUCAGAUACCCCUUGUGGAGGUUCAAUUGUGGGGCGCCCAAUGGCAGUGACAGUGCAGCCCACAGCAGAAGACACUGAAACCAGAUACUUUGUUGCAGAACAAAUGACAAUAAAGAGAUUAGACACCGACGGCGUUGCAGAUGAUACAGUGGAGGUUUGCUUAGAAAGAGCAGGGAGAAGACGAUCCCUUGGUGUUGCCUUCCUUAGCAGAGCUCUGGUGUAUCCACUUCAUGUCUUUCAGAGGGGCCCCCAGGGGCCCCCAGGCGUUCCUCGAGGGACAUUUUCAAUGGCUAUAUCUAAGUUUAGCUCUUUGGGGCUUCAUUGGGCGCAUGCAGCAACAGGGGUUGAUUGUUUCUUUGAAAGCGAUUUGCAUGCAUUCUUCAGUCAAGGUGACUUCCCUAAAGCACUCAGCUUCUGGGUUGAGGAGACAGGCAUCUCUUUGUGGCACUCUUCUAUUGCUCGCGCUGCUCCUAAGGCCCUAGGUUGGUUUGCUAUAGAGGGGGCUUCUGCUGUUGCAGUGCAUGCAGACAGCACUCGUGUCUUAUUCUUUAUUUUAAGAGGAGAUCCACCUGAGCUUGAGGUGUACGAUAUGACGGAGCCUAGACACCUGAAAGACCUGUCUCCGCUUGCGUCUUCUUCGGAGACAACACGUUUAGUGUCUCCUUCUUCAAUAUCUCUGUUACCAGGGAAAGAAGAUUGCCGCGUCUUACUAACAGAUUCUCGAAGGAGACAGUUGCUGCUAUUCAGCAGCAGCUUGCAGCUGCUUGAAGCUCAGGGAUUCUGGGAAGGGAUGGCUGCACCUCUUGAAGGCCCUCGCUCUGUGUUUUGUCUACCAACACCUGAGAGUGAAGAUAGAACAGAGCCUAUGCUCCUAACGAAGCCCUAUGGUCAUUCUGAGAUUCGUUUGUAUCAACGCUUAGCAUCUGUCUCCGCGGGGGAGACAGAUUUAAAGGAGAUGUGUUUGUUGCAGACAGGAGACGCUUCAGGGGGUUUGAGUGGGGUGUGGUUAACAACAUUUCAUAAUGCUUAUGAUGGACCAAUGGUCCACUUAGUGCCUCUAGACACCACAGCAACAACACCUGAUUUUAAAUACACCCCAAGAGAAUGGUAUGCAUUAGGAGAAGAACAUCGAUUAGAACCUUCUAUUGUUGGGUCUUCAUCUUCAACUGGUUUAGCUAGCUUUGCUUUAAACCCUUCUGCUGCUUCUUAUGCAUUCAUGGAGAGGAACAUACGUAUUGUAGAGUCAUCUGGAGCUAUUACCCUUCGUCUUAUUGAUAUACAAGAAGAACCUGUUACUGUUGAGAUCAUAGGUUAUUAUAAAGACACCGUAGCAGACACGGGGUGUACAGGCGGUGGCUGUCCCCCUCACUCUGUCUCUCAUGUUGUUGACGAAGAGAUGCAGUGCUUAGAAGUAGAAGAGGGAUACUUUUCUUCAGGUGGCUAUGGGGCUGCUCGUAUUGCUUGUCCCCCCUUUACUUCUACAAAUGCAGAUAAUGGUUUGUCUAUAGAUUUGACGCACUGUCUCUGCAAGCCAGGGGUCCAGGGUUUAGGGUUUGGAGUUAAGUGUGUAUGGGUUUUAUGGUUUCAAACUUCGUGUGUAGAGUUUCGCGUUUCGUUCUUAGAGUUUGGUGCACUGAAGGGUAUGAGUUUGGAGGUAUUGACAGCAACACAAACAAAGUGA